GUAGCAGAGGCACUGCGUUGUCACGGCGCUGCAAGCGAUAUGCGAGACCACGAGGGGGCGAUUCCGUUGCAUUGGGCGGCUGCCAACGGUCAUGUAGACAUGGUGCAACAUCUGGUAGAUGUGGGCAGCACGCCGAACUCAGUCGACUGGGCAGAGAGCAGCGUGCUUCACGAUGCCGUUUGGGGAGGUCAUGAUCAGGUCGUU
Molecule: messenger RNA, 204 nt
Organism: Symbiodinium necroappetens
Lineage: Eukaryota; Dinophyceae; Suessiales; Symbiodiniaceae
Source: the annotation of a GenBank genome assembly